GACGACGGCAGCAAUGGCGGAUGCCUUCAGUUUUGAAACCAAAACAGUUUGCAAGUAAAACUGUGGCAAAAAUGGUAAAUUAAGUGGUAGAGUUUUGGGAACCAUCCAUGCUGCAAGCCUACUUCCACCACGUGCACUGUGGAGAGAGAGAGAGAGAGGAGGAGGAGGGAGAGAGGAGCAGUACGAAUUAUUCUCCUUCCCCGUUGCCUCUCGCAGAGGAGGUGGUGCGCACCGGCACGGCAGCCAAGCGCCGUAUUUGGAGGAGAGCGACAGGGAGGCUCUUCUCAGCGACCAUUGCCCUCCAACGUCUGUCGCAGAGCUGGUGCUUUCAACCACUGAGCAAGUUGGGUACCAAAUCCUCUUAGUUUUGCGCUGCUGGGACCUGAAAGGAGGUCCCUUUUUUGUUGGUUUCCUCUUGUCCAUCCUUCUUCAGGGCUCGAGAAUCUUCAUUUUCGCCUUCUCUCUAUGUGAUUCCAAGGGCUGGUGAGAGUCCCCCUCCCCGCAAUAAUGGCGAGGCGCCAUGGCUGGCAGCUUCCUGCACAUAACUUCCAGGUUAUUGCUAUAACAGUGUUCUUCCUUCUGGUCGUUGCAUACUAUGCCUUCUUCGCCCCUUUUCUGGGCAAAGAUAUCCUUGAAUAUGCCUUCGUUGCCGUUUACACUCCCCUGGCUUUAGCUGUUUUUAUUUUGUAUGUGCGAUGUACACGAAUUAACCCAGCUGAUCCUGGAGUUAUGUCAAAGUUUGACGAUGGAGUAGAGGAUAUCCCAGAUUUGCAAGAUGUAGAGGAUUCUUCUUCGGCAGAUCCCAAAGCAAAUUCUACAAUAGGGACACAAAGGACUUCUGGUUGCUGCGGUUCUUGUAGGGUUGUGUGUGCAUUAUUUGCUAAAGAAGAUUGUGGCAGGCACGAAGAAAUUGAACCUGGUGGAGAAGAUGCUUUGUUCUGCACCUUGUGCAAUGCUGAGGUAUGUAAAUUUAGUAAACAUUGCAGAAGCUGUGACAAAUGUGUCGAUGGGUUUGAUCACCAUUGCCGGUGGCUUAACAAUUGUGUGGGGAGGAAAAAUUAUAAUAGCUUCAUUGCUCUCAUGGCUACUGGUCUCAUUUGGCUUGCAAUUGAAUGUGGAGUAGGCAUCACUGUACUUGUCUUGUGCUUUGUUGAUAAGAAGGGCAUGGAGACCAUCAUCAAGGAAAAGCUCGGAAAUGGGUUCUCACGUGCUCCUUUUGCCGUUGUUGUGGCCAUUUGUACUGCAGUUUCAUUACUGGCAUGUGUACCUCUGGGAGAACUGUUCUUUUUCCAUAUGAUUUUGAUAAAGAAGGGAAUUACUACCUAUGAAUAUGUCGUCGCAAUGAGAGCAAUGAGCGAGGCACCAGGAAAUGAAGAGGAACCAAAUCCUGUUUACUCCCCUACUAAUUCAGCAACAACUGGAUUAAGCAUUGGAAGCUCUCUUAACCUUCCAUACAAAGGCAUAUGGUGCACACCUCCUCGGGUAUUUGUCGAUCGACAGGAUGAGGUUAUCUCUCAUUUGGAACCUGGCAUGGUGCCCUCCACUAUUGAUCCCGAUGCAGCUGGGUUUGUAGAAAGAGCUAACAAGUCGAAGAAAAAUGUUAAGAUUAGUGCUUGGAAGCUCGCAAAAUUGGACUCUAAUGAAGCAAUGAGAGCUGCAGCCAAAGCCAGGGCAUCGUCCUCAGUCCUGCGUCCAAUAGAUCCUCAUCGCGUGCUUGAUGCUGAAUAUAGUUCGAGCGGAAAGGCAAGCGUGCGGAGCAGCUUGAGUGUCGACUGCAGUGUGACCAGAGAAUCCAGGAGCGACGCAAAACAAUCCCCUCUGAGAAACUCUAGCUUGCAAAGUGUGGCCAGCAGGGAAGAUUUUGAGACCAGUACACAAAGUGGCAGCAGCCUAGGCAGUCCUAUUCGAGUUUACGAGUCGGCUGCUCCUGACAUACCAAAUUUUCAACAGCCACUUCCCGGCCGACCAGCUCAGAUUGCUCCAAGGAUUCCUCCAUCUACCCAACUCACGAAUCCAAUGUUCCAAUCUGCUCCUUUGGCUGCUAGGGAUCACAAGAGAACAUGCGUAGUUUGGGAUCAAGAUGCCGGCAGGUUUGUCUCAGUGCCCGCAUCAGCAGUAAGCCUGGGUGUCGACGUCCAUGCUAGAACCUCUAGGAUUCCCAUGGCAAAUCGUUUUGCAGAAACUAGUACUUUCGACAGUAGGCCUGCUCCUUCUUUGCAGCAUGAGAGAUUGAACUACUAUGAACGAUCUAUCUUUUUCGGUGGACCUCUUAUAAAUGUUCCUGGUAGAGACACCGUGAGGAAUGAAAACAGUUCAGGCACUAAGAGGUAACAAAUGCAAGUAAUUGAAGUAAGAGGGCACUAACAGAAGAACUCUAGAUCUAACAUCAAGUGUUCAACUUUCAGUCUACUUCGACAUCAAUUCAUUUGUAUUCUGAAACAGUUGGGUUAUCGGAGAUCUGAGAUUCACAACCACUUCCAUUCCAAAGAAUGUUCAAGUUGGCAUCUGAACAGUGAUUCUCUUUACUCAAUUGAGUCAAUUCAACUCAUGUCAAUACGAACUAUUCUAUAGACUUCAUGGAACUGCAUUGCACAAGAACAUCUCUUAUUCAUUCAA
This is a messenger RNA of Zingiber officinale, 2616 nucleotides long. RefSeq names its product probable protein S-acyltransferase 19. The record is from RefSeq and is a predicted model, not a curated record. The transcript has 10 exons. Gene Ontology annotation, molecular function: protein-cysteine S-palmitoyltransferase activity. Gene Ontology annotation, biological process: peptidyl-L-cysteine S-palmitoylation; protein targeting to membrane. NCBI's taxonomy places the organism in Eukaryota, Viridiplantae, Streptophyta, Magnoliopsida, Zingiberales, Zingiberaceae. Bases 508 to 2331 code for a protein of 607 amino acids. Gene Ontology annotation, cellular component: Golgi apparatus; endoplasmic reticulum.